This is a messenger RNA of Puma concolor (puma), 2982 nucleotides long. Lineage: Eukaryota; Metazoa; Chordata; Mammalia; Carnivora; Felidae. The record is from RefSeq and is a predicted model, not a curated record.
AUGGGGGAGAUAGAAGGAACAUACAGAGUCUUGCAGACUCCAGGGACACGCUUGGGCGCCCAGACCCCAGGGGGAGUGAGCACCCUCGAACCUGGGCAGAACCUCUUGGCAACCGCAGCACGGGCAUCAGCCAGAACACAGGAGAAGCACCUUCACCUCCGAGUGAAGCUGCUGGACAACAGCAUGGAAAUAUUUGACAUUGAGCCUAAGCGCGAUGGCCAGACGCUGCUGACUCAGGUGUGGAGGCGCCUGAAUCUGACGGAGUGUGACUACUUCGGGCUGGAGUUUCAGCACCCCCGGGCCUACUGGAUUUGGCUCGAACCUAUGAAGCCCAUCACUAGGCAAAUACGGAGGCCAAAGAACGCAUUGCUUCGUCUAGCAGUCAAAUUUUUCCCACCUGAUCCGGGUCAGUUGCAGGAAGAAUAUACAAGGUACUUGUUUGCCUUGCAACUUAAGAGAGACCUCCUGGAGGAGCGUCUGCCCUGUGCGGACACCACGGCGGCCCUUCUGGCAUCCCACCUUCUGCAGUCUGAAAUAGGAGAUUAUGAUGAAACCCUGGAUCGAGAGCACCUUAAAGUGAAUGAGUACCUACCCAGUCAGGAGCGUUCUCUUGAGAAGAUUCUAGAAUUCCACCGGAAGCACACGGGCCAGACGCCUGCUGAGUCGGAUUUCCAGGUGCUCGAAAUUGCCCGAAAGUUGGAAAUGUAUGGCAUCCGUUUUCACGCCGCUUCUGACAGGGAGGGGGCCAAAAUUAACCUGGCCGUUUCCCACAUGGGUGUCCUCGUGUUCCAGGGCACCACCAAAAUUAACACUUUUAACUGGUCCAGAGUCCGAAAACUCAGCUUCAAGAGGAAAAGGUUUCUCAUCAAACUGCACCCAGAGGUCCGUGGACCUUACCAGGACACACUGGAGUUCUUGUUGGGUAGUAGAGACGGCUGUAAGAACUUCUGGAAGAUCUGUGUGGAGUAUCACACCUUCUUCAGACUCUUUGAUCAACCUCAGCCCAGAGCUAAAGCUGUCUUCUUCAGCAGGGGCUCCUCCUUCAGAUACAGUGGAAGGACUCAGAAGCAGCUGGUGGAUUAUGUCCGAGACAGUGGGGUGAAGAGGGUUCCCUAUGAGAGAAGACACAGCAAGACUCGGAUGUCUAUUCGUGCUCUGACUGCAGACUUGCCAAGACAGAGCGUCUCCUUCACCGAGGGCCUGAGGACCUCUGCGUCCCCGUCUUCAGCAGACGCCUCCUUCUAUUCCGUUCCUACCUCCCCUCUGGCCCUGCGAGGCCUGCCUGAUUUCAGAGACAGCAGUGGCUCCCUCACCGAGCCCCAGGCUCCCGACACCAAGAGGCCAGCCGCAGAGGGGAGCAGCACAGCAGCGGCCGACGGCAACACCAGACGGGCCCGGUCCCCCGGGCCCCCUGCACCGCAGCCUUGUCAAGGCCUUUCCGUGGACAGUCCUCAGCCUUCUCCCUCCACCCAGAAGAGCCCGCUGAGCCUGAGCCCUGCAUCUCAGGUGACUCUGGGCCCAGCUGAACAGGGCUUGUUCCCCCUCCUGAGCCCUGUCCUUAGCGACGCUGGCGGAGCCAGGAUGGACGGCGAGGAGGAGCCAAAACACAAGAGCAUGGCAGCAGAUGAGGCCUAUUUCAUAGCGAAGGAGAUUCUCGCUACAGAACGAACAUACCUGAAGGAUUUAGAAGUUCUCACUGUGUGGUUCCGCAGUGCGGUGGUCAAGGAGGACGCCAUGCCUGCAGAUCUGAUGACCCUGCUCUUCUCCAACAUAGACCCCAUCUACGAGUUCCACAGAGGCUUCCUGCGUGAGGUGGAGCAGAGGCUGGCACUCUGGGAAGGGUCUUCCAGUGCCCAUUCCACAGGUGGCCAUCAACGAAUCGGGGACAUCCUGCUCAGGAACAUGCAUCAGUUAAAGGAGUUCACCAGCUACUUCCAAAGGCACGAUGAAGUCCUGACGGAACUGGAAAAGGCCGCCAAACGCUUUAAGAAGCUGGAGACGGUGUACAAAGAGUUUGAGCUCCAGAAAGUCUGCUACUUGCCCCUGAAUGCGUUCCUGCUGAAGCCCAUCCAGCGGCUGGUGCACUACCGCCUGCUGCUGAGCCGGCUGUGCGGCCGCUAUGAGCCCGGGCACCGUGACUACGCGGACUGCCGUGAUGCCCUCCAGGCCAUCACAGAGGUGACCUCCACACUGCAGCACAGCCUUGCCCGGCUGGAAAACCUCCAGAAGCUGACAGAGCUGCAGCGGGACUUGGUCGGCAUAGAGAAUCUCAUCACUCCCGGCAGGGAGUUCAUCCGCGAGGGCUGCCUUCACAAGCUCACCAAGAAAGGUCUGCAGCAGAGAAUGUUCUUUCUGUUCUCAGAUAUGCUGCUCUACACAAGCAAAGGGGUCACGGGUACCAGCCACUUCCGGAUCCGGGGCCUCCUUCCUCUCCGUGGCAUGCUGGUAGAAGAGGGCGAGAGCGAGCGGUCGGUUCCACACUGUUUCACCAUUUGUGCAGCUCAGAAAACAGUCGUGGUGGCAGCCAGCACCCGCCUGGAAAAGGAGAAGUGGCUAUGUGACCUGAACGCUGCCAUCGACGCGGCCAAGAGCGGGGGUGACCCGUCCCUGGUGCUGCCGGGUAGCGUGCUCUGCGCUCCUCCCUGCAGGUCCUCCGAGGAGGUCUCUCCGGAGCAAGGGUCCGAAGACACUCACGGCGUCCACGGGUCCCUGGAGGGGCAGGGCCAGCACCGGGCCAACACCACAGUGCACGUGUGCUGGUACCGGAACACCAGCGUCUCCAGAGCCGACCAGAGCGCGGCCGUUGAGAACCAGCUUUCAGGGUAUCUGCUGAGAAAAUUCAAAAACAGUAACGGCUGGCAGAAGCUCUGGGUGGUUUUCACCAACUUCUGUUUGUUCUUCUACAAAACUCAUCAGGUCGGUGCUCCGCUGCCAAGAGGGGACGUGGAAGAGGGACCCUCUGCGCGGGUGGGGGGGCGGUGA